Microstroma glucosiphilum is the source of this 1033-nucleotide messenger RNA. RefSeq names its product putative PRE9-20S proteasome subunit Y13. Lineage: Eukaryota; Fungi; Basidiomycota; Exobasidiomycetes; Microstromatales; Microstromataceae. Gene Ontology annotation, cellular component: nucleus; cytosol; proteasome core complex, alpha-subunit complex. The record is from RefSeq and is a predicted model, not a curated record. The transcript is spliced from 5 exons. The coding region runs from base 29 to 937 and encodes 302 amino acids. Gene Ontology annotation, biological process: ubiquitin-dependent protein catabolic process.
CUCGCAACACCUUCACCACUCGCCCAUCAUGUCCAGCAGGAGAUACGAUGGUCGCACAACGACCUUCUCGCCCGAAGGUCGUCUCUUCCAGGUCGAAUAUGCAAUGGAGGCCAUCUCUCACGCAGGUACAGUCAUUGGAAUUCUCGCAAAGGAUGGUGUCAUCCUAGCUGCCGAGAAAAAGGUCACCGGAAAGCUAUUCGAGCAGGACAAGAGUUCAGAGAAGAUUUACGUUCUCGGAGAUAACAUCUUGGGAGGCUUCGCAGGUGUGACGUCGGACGCCAAUACACUCGUCAACUAUGCCCGCAACACCUGCCAGAAUGUGCUGCUGAAGUACGAUGAUGACAUUCCAGUCGAGCAUCUGACACAAUACAUGUGUGAUCUAAAGCAAGGCUACACUCAAUACGGAGGUCUCCGACCCUUUGGCGUCUCGAUCCUCUACGCAGGCUGGGAUGCCCACCACUCCUUCCAGCUGUACCACUCUGACCCUUCAGGCAACUACUCCGGAUGGAAAGCCACCUGCAUUGGAUCCAACAAUGGUACUGCGACCAGCUUGCUCAAGCAGGAUUACAAGGAGGGAUGCACCACGCAGGAGGCAAUGAGUUUGGCGUGCAAGGUAUUGAGCAAGACGAUGGAUUCGACGGCUCUGGAUAGCGAGAAGAUCGAGUUCGCCCACCUCACUCUCUCUACACGGACUGGCAAACCACAGCCGCGAAUCUUCACAGCAGAAGAGAUCGACCGGCUGUUAGAGCGAGAGGGCCUAGCCAAGCCCAAGGACGAGGAGGACGUGGUAGCAGGAGCCGGCGGUGCGACAGAUGGAACAGCAGCUCAGGCAGCAGGCAGCAUGAGCGGAACCACUGGAGCCCCGAGUGGAGCUGGAAGUGGGACUGGCAGUGGAGGACAGGCAGGGAGUGGUGGUGAGGGAAUGAAUCUGGAUUGAGGGUUAGAGGUAGAUGAAAUAGCAAAGGCUUUUUGGGCUGUCAUUUGCAGCGUGCGGUCGGUCGAAGAGGAAGCAGUCAAUCGUGCUUCGCGUGGG